GUCGUUCGCCGUGGGUCCACGCGAGUUCGUCUUUCGUGUCUGUCGUCGGUCGUCUGUGUCGUUUUUUAUUUUCACGGGGUCACGUGCGUAUUUCGUUUCCGAAGUCCGUUCGCAAUCGUUAUCACACCAUCGGGGAUUAACGUUGUGCAUGUGAGACCGCGUUAGUUUGUGCGGCAUUCGCGUUAAUUUCCCGCGCCGUCGGGAAAGAGCGCCUCCGCACCGGCAGCAAUGGAGGACUCGUGUCCCGUGAACAACGUUGCGCAACAGGCUGAGGCGCAGCGUUUCCGGAAACAGUCAAAGAAAAUCGGACGGAAACUGUCCCGCCGGCUGUCGCUCAUCACUAAAGUUCCCAACAUAUUUAACGUUAAGUUCGCUGGCUCCGAAAGUCCGUCUACGCCCCACAAAAUCGUCCAUGGCGUUUCCACGGCCGCCACCGACGGUACCAUCCUGCAAGCGCACGAGAUCACCGUUAUCGCUCCCGAUAAGACUCAACGAUUGAUGACGGGAUCUAGUGAUCAGACGAUUAAGCAAUUGCUGGCCGGUUUGGUAUUCGAAUUCAGCUUGGAACAGCCUGGUUAUUAUCUGGGCGGGUCACUAGCUGAAAUUGACGAAAACUCCACUAUUGAUUUUCUAGUAGGAGACAUUGUAAUUGUGCAAGAAGACCAAUUCCGUUCAGACCAAAAGCACGAAAACGAUGGAAGAUAUUGUCUUACUGAAAAAUUCAUUUACGACGAACUGGCAUAUAUUACAUGUCUGAAAUCCGCCAAAGAACUAUAUGGAGAGCCGUUGCGUAGAAUGGACAUCUUAUCCAUAGAAGAAUAUGAUUUAAUAUUUGACAAAUUAUUGAAAGUAGCUGAUAAAUGUAGCCAAGUUGUCAAAGAAAUACAAUCUGAUAUGGAAAAUUGGGAUCCAGUAUUUGCACAAAUAGGUAGUUUGUUUAGUACCAAUUUCUGGGAUCAUUACAAUGAUUAUCAAGACGUACAUCGACACGCUAAAGAGUUACUUCGCGAAAAGUCUGUGUUGGACGAGGACUUCGUGGCGUUUUGCAUGCAGAGGAAAGGAGCGGCCAAAAACUCUUUGAGGCACAUAAUCGAUCUUCCGGU
Messenger RNA from Acyrthosiphon pisum (pea aphid), 1103 nucleotides. RefSeq lists its product as uncharacterized. Lineage: Eukaryota; Metazoa; Arthropoda; Insecta; Hemiptera; Aphididae. Gene Ontology annotation, molecular function: guanyl-nucleotide exchange factor activity. The record is from RefSeq and is marked predicted.